AUGUUGCGUAUGCUUGCUGACACAUACCCAGAGGGUAACAAGGUGCCCGCCAAUGCCUAUCGAGCGAAGAAGAUGAUCCGGCCAGUGUCGAUGAAGUUUAAAAAGUUCCAUGCAUGCACUAACUACUGUAUCCUGUAUCGGGGCAAGUAUGAGAACUUGCAAAGCUGUCCGCACUACGGCGCGAGUCAGAACAAGAGGAAUGCCGGUUGUUGCGCAGACGUGGAUGAUGAGGGACCCAAGAGUUGGCAGAAGAAGAAGAAGACGGCCAAGCAGAUCCCGGUUCUUGAGGAUGAGGAAGAAGAGGGCUACGUACAGAGGAAAAGUCCUGCCCUGUCAGUGUGGUACCUCCCUGCGAUCGAUCGCUUGCGUGCGCUAUUCGGUAACCUAGAGGAUGCCAAGCUGAUGUCGUGGCAUGCAUCGGCAGAACGUAUCAAGGGCGAUAGCAAGCUACGACACCCCACCGAUGGCAAGCAGUGGAAGAGUUUCAAUGCCAAGUUCACGAAGGAGUUUGGUGACGAAGCGAGGAAUGUCAGGAUCGCACUAAGUACGGAUGGGAUGAAUCCCUUCGGUGACCUCAGUAGUUCCCACAGCACUUGGCCGGUCAUCCUGACUAUCUACAACCUACCUCCCUAUCUAUGCCAGAAGCGUAGGUAUAUUUUACUAACCAUACUUAUUUCUGGUCCAAAGCAACCAGGCAAUGAUAUAGAUGUGUUCCUGGAGCCACUCAUGGAGGACAUGAAGAUGCUAUGGGAAGAUGGGGUGAAAAUGAUGGAUGCGUCCGUAAAGAAGGAGUUCACUCUAAAAUCCAUCAUCUUUGUCACCAUCACCGAUUACCCUGGCCUUUUUGCACUGUCGGGGCAGGUCAAAGGGAAGUCAAGUUAUGUAGUGUGCAUUGAUGAGUUCGGGAAAAAGAAAAAAUCUAAGGAAGAUGGGACCACAGCAAAGAAGAAGAGGAAGCGGGAUCAGAUGGAGGAGAAACAACCACCUGUCACCCCAGUACCUUUCAAGAAGCAGUCAUGUUUCUUCAAGCCUGAACUUCAUCCGACAUUGGCGGCGCAGAGCAGGAAAGUGGACCUCCCGGGCACGUGCUAUAACCUCACAACUGAUGAGAAGAGAGCCGUGUGCCUGUGGCUUAGGGCUGUGAAGGUGCCGACCGGUUUCUCUUCCAACAUCAAGAGUCUAGUCUCUAUGAAGGACCUCACAUUAACCAGCUUCAACGCACAUGACUGCCACAUCAUGCUCACGGUGUUCCUCCCAAUUGUCAUCAGGGCAAUCGGUCCAGAGUACGUGAAGAUGGUCAUCACACGCCUCGGUUACUUCUUCAACUGGAUCACACAAAAGGUCAUUGAUGAAGCUGAGCUGCCAGGCAUGAAACAAUUCAUCGUAGAGACAAUUUGCCAGCUCGAGAUGUGCUUCCCGCUGUCUUUCUUCGAUAUUAUGCCGCACCUGAUGAUGCACAUGGUUGAUCAGAUAUAG
Panicum virgatum (switchgrass) is the source of this 1476-nucleotide messenger RNA. RefSeq lists its product as uncharacterized. The record is from RefSeq and is a predicted model, not a curated record. Lineage: Eukaryota; Viridiplantae; Streptophyta; Magnoliopsida; Poales; Poaceae. Bases 1 to 1476 code for a protein of 491 amino acids. The transcript has 3 exons.